Molecule: messenger RNA, 7206 nt
Organism: Pomacea canaliculata
Lineage: Eukaryota; Metazoa; Mollusca; Gastropoda; Architaenioglossa; Ampullariidae
Product: dixin-like
Exons: 19
Coding region: 777-2849 (690 amino acids)
Biological process (GO): canonical Wnt signaling pathway
Cellular component (GO): cytosol
Molecular function (GO): protein binding
Source: RefSeq, a predicted model, not a curated record
UCUUCCAACGCAGUAUUUACCGUCAAGAGAAGCCGCUCAAAUAAGUUUUGUUCUUAUAGAGUUUAUUACGGAUUCUUGCUCUGUAUAUUUGCGUUAUGAAGAUAUUAUUGAAACAUGUAAAAAUGGACAUUUCAGUGAUUUGAGGAACGGAUGAAGAUGAGGGAAAUCAGCGGCCAUUUUAGAUAAUUUAUUUAUGUGAUUGAUCGGGUAAGCUUGCAUCUCUGCUCACCAUACGAGACCCAGCCAGUCAUUUUACGGUUCACAAGGAACACAUGAUAAUUUAAAUCACCCAGAAAGAAAGACUUUAUCUUAAUUGCAUAAAAAAAUUUUAUUGACGAUGAAAACAAAAAAUUAGAAAAUCAUGAAAGGGGCAACAGUGAAUUGUCUCAUGAGAAUAGAUGCUUGUAAACAACUAAAUGUCAAUCAUUCAUCCCUAUCACCCGAUGCAAGCUCAACUUAUCCUGUGCUGCUUCCCGUUAGCAGAGAAACGGAAAGCGUGCAACGUUUCAAUUCCUGCAUCUUCGUCUAAUUCCCGCUUCCUUUGCUAAGGCUGCUGAGAACUUGUUGCACUCAAAUCAUUGGUCUGGUCACAGACACUUGUGGCAAUUUGUGACAACUGUUAGAGGAUUUAUUUCGAAAGCCUGAAUGAAUGUCUUUAUCUGCAGUGGUAUUCAUCAGACAGAAUAUCGUCUCCUGCACGCAAAAAAAUUUGUGGGGUCUGUGUUCAGGGAAGAUGGUAGAGAGAAUUUGAAGAAAGUGACUUGGAAGUGUUCACAAUGGAAUCAAGUGUUAGUUCAAUAUCUCCCAUGACUUCUCCCAUGGAGCAGACAGAGGAAUCAAAGACAUUGGUUGAUCCAAAGCAACAGUUAGAUGCUUACAUAGCAUGGAUCAACUCACAGUUGAAAAAGAAAACAGGAGUGCGGCCAAUACAGGAUCUGCGUAAUGACAUGAAAGAUGGCAUCAACUUUGUAUACAUCAUAGAGAUUGUGUCAGGAGAACGUAUACCUGGAAUACAUCUUAUGCCAACAACUUACGCAGAAAUGAUUGAAAAUGUGGAGAAAGUCCUGCAGUUUAUGGGACGAGAGCACAUUAAAAUGCAUCGCAUCAGUGCCAGAGAUAUUGUAGACGGGAAUCUCAAAGCAGUGAUGCGACUAAUUCUGGCGCUAGCAGCUCACUAUAAACCAAUGAGUGUCCGCCAUUCAGUUCACACACGCUCCACAAUGAAGAGUCAGUCUCUGAUGGGUAUAGCUCAGGGUGCAUCUGCAGCUUUGACAGAGGCACGACGCAAUGUUAAGAGAGCAGGGAGACGACACGCUCGGUCGUGGUAUGACAGCAGGCACAACGAGAGCAGUUCAGAGCCGUGCAGUGACUCAGAUCAGAAUUAUCUGCGUGCCGAGCCCCGCUUUCAACCUGGCAGUUUUGAGCGGAGAGAACUAGAAGGUGCUAGUGCAGGCAGCAGCCCCAUCUCCAGCUGCCUUGCUAGUCCCCGUACCAGUCUUCAUCUUCCUGAUGAGGAUUUCUCUUUGGUGGAGCAAUACAGAUCCUCAGACAGCAUGACUGCAUCACAAGAAAGCAAAGUGCAAAGCACCUGUGUGGGAUGUGCCAGUGGUGCAAUGGGGGCAGCUGAUGUUGAGAUGCUGCAUGAAGUAAAACAACAGCUGAUGCAGCUGCAGGAUUUGAUCCUGACUAACUGUAUUCCUGAAGGUUCUGGAACUAUUCAAGACGUAGAACAAUUGACAGCAGAAAACUUUGUGAUUUUGAAAAGCCAGCUGCAGCAUGUAACACUAGUGUCUGAAUCAUUGCGAGAAGAGAUGUCACGGAUGAAGAAUGAAAACCUGCAGCUACAAGGCACAAGGGCAGGGCUGCAGCACCGGCUUGCAGAGCAGGACAGUCUUCUUUCACAGCUGAAGUCCGAAAAGUUGCACAUAGAAUUAGAGCUUCAAGCUAAAGUUGCAGAAAAUGAGUCGCUCCGCAAACAACUGAGAGAGUGCAGCGAGCGAGUGGCAAGUGUCAAGGGGAAAGUUAGUCAGGAGGCAGAAAGACGAGAACAGACAAUUUCCAAUCUUCGUCAAGAGCUGAUGCGCCGUGACCAGCGAAUAGACCAGCUGCAGCAUCAACUGAAGCAGGAGAAGGUCCUUCGACAGGAGCUACAAGAUCUCCAUGCACGUCUACUUGCCGUUGGGCAGACAGGGGCAACUUUAUCAGCUAAAGUGGCCCGCCAGGACCAGCGCAUGGCAGAGUUUGAAGGGCAGAUGAAACAGGCGACGGUAAUCUUGUGGCAAAUUUGCAGCAGGUUAGUAUCUAUUAAAGGUCAUCUGGAGAUGUCCAUGCUACAGCAGUCACUAGAAAACAUGAUGAAAGUUGCCAGAACCCGCUCUCCUCCUCUGGACCAGCUGGAGCGCAGCAUCAUCAAUAUGCUUCAGAAUGUGCAAGCUGCUCGACAGCUAGAACAUCCAGAGUGCAGCAUGGAUAGCAUGCAGUCUCACCCAGGGAGUGGUCACAAAGGAGGACCGAGACUUCGACAGCAGUUUCUCAAUGUACAGAGUAAAGUGGCCAGACAGCGUGGGGGUCAGUGUGGAGAUGGAACACCAUCCACUGCUGUCCUGUACUUCUCUGGUCACUCCCUGCAUCCUUUCCAUUGCCUGAUGCCAGGCCGGCUGGGUGAGAUCAGGCUGCGGGACUUCAAGAACUUGUUUGAAGAUGCGGAUCAGUACCGUUACUACUUCAAGGCUCUGGACCCUGAAUAUGGGACAGUGAAGGAAGAGCUUGUGAAGGAUGAAGCUGUCGUACCAGGCUGGGAGGAUAAGAUAGUGGCGUGGGUGGAAAGUGAGCCAGGCACACAGUGCUGACAGAGAUUAUGUCUUGCCCAAGAAGGUACUCAGGAUGCUGUGCUGCCUACAAUCUGCUGAUGCCCUUUAGAACCAGUCCAUGUUGACUACAUUAGCAUGUGGCAACUGUCCUGAAAUUGCAUUCUGCUGAUAAUAAACCUACAACCAAAGUACAAUGUGCUAACAAAAAGGAAGCUGUUUAAGAUCAUUAGCGAUUGCACCCUAAUGGAUUUUAUUCUCAUCAGCAAACAGUUUGCAAAAUCAUGAGUGUAUGUAUUUGUGAAUGUGUGUGUGUAAAACAUUAGAAGAUACCAAUGACGACCUUAAUAUGGGUACUUUUUGUGCGAAGGGAUUAGAAAUGCCCAUUAUGACAUUAUUAUGGGUACUUAUGUAUGUUUGUAUUCCAGAAUGAAUCUGUUCCAGAGAGUUACAACUGAUCUGCUUCUUCUUAGUCACUUUUUAUUUUUCUUUUAUCUGAGGAAACUGCAAGCUACAGGCAUAUGAGAUAUAUAUAUAUACACCUAAUUCCCUUUAUAGUUAUAUCUAUAAAACAUCCCUUUUUCUUGAUGAAUUUUGGGUAAGAGCUUAAUGUGACUCGCUUAUGAAACUGCUAUCCAGUUGCAGUUGUACUAGAGGACUUGGCAGUGUCUGGGCAUUGUUUUCUUUGUUUCUGUGGAGUGCUGACUGUGGGUCAUGUGAUCCACAAUUAGUGUGGCAACAAGCAAGUCCAUUUUUUUGUGUGUGCAUGCACAAUGGCUUCCUACCAGCAUCAAUCACAUUCUAAAUUUUUCAACAGAAAUUGUAAUUAAAAGUGAAGAAUUUUAUAUUCUAAAACUUGUUUUAUUUAUUUUUGACAAAAUUAUAUAUCACAGUUGGAUUGGUGCUUGAUAAAUUUACCAUUGUACAUAACACUACACGCAAGCAAACCCUUUGAGCUCUGUGUGUGAAAUAGCAACACUGAUUAUGUCUGCCUUGAUAAGUGCAUGGUAGCAGGGGGGGAAAUGGUUCUAUAGCAGCAAGCAUGAAGAAACAUCCUACUGACAGACAUCUCUUGACAAGCACAUUUUGGUUUUGUUUUUUUUUCUCAGCCACUCAGUACUACCAGGAUGCCUUUUUCACAUUUCCACAAUCUAGGAUGUUGAACAUAUUUCUGAAGCUGCAAAGUGUUGCUACUUAAAUUGGAUUUGUUUUAUUGAAAAUGCUACUUACCAUAAUGCUACAGUAAUAUGGUGUGUAUACUAUUUAAAAUUAAGACAAGCAUACAGGCUUUUUACAUUGUGCAGGAUGUUUCUGUGAUGUGACAAUUCAUGUACUUCGACACUCGCGAGUUCAUGGAACCCAUAAAACAGACUGUUGCCAGUCUACCUUCUGUCACGUAACAGGGUCUAGGCUGAAUAUAUUGCUUGUUGUUCUGAAAUAUAGUGAUCUGUUGUUUUAGAGAUGUUGUAACCUGUUAUCAGGUUUUGUGAUCAGCUUUCCAUGUGCAUCCUCAACACAGUUUUCAUUAUUUUUGGUUCUCUUCAGCAACCUAGGACUGCUGAGAGUUUUAUUUGUUGAAAGACUUUUUUUGGGCAAAGCCAUAGUUUCAUGAGAGAAGUGUACUGAUGAUAAUUGCACAUAAAUCUGAUUAUUUUAAUACCCGAUGUGUAUAAUGUUGGCAGUCACUUCAUGGUGUGGUUGUUCUCACAUUCCAUUUUCAUGCACACUUGUUAUAUCCUCUUUGAAUUGGAGUCCUGCCAGAAAUGCCUUUUGUAUGUUUUACCUCUUCUUAUUAAUGUAUGUUGCUUGAUGAAAUUUGUUGUUUUUGGUGUACUGAUGCUUUGAAUGUGGUGCAAAACAUUUUCAGACUUCUGAAAUAUCUAUAUCUGUUCAGGAUAGCAGCCUAAUGUAGAAAAUUUAACUGAGUAGAUGGUCACAAUAGGUUUUCAGCAAAUUGUAUAACGCAAAUUUGCUGUUGUGGAUACUUAAUUAACAUGGUUCUGACAAUUCUUUCAGUAUGAUGUUCAUGCUUUCUUCAUUUCAGGAAGUGCCUAUGUUCUUUGCAUUCUCCCUCUUUGGUGUGAUGUGCCCAUUCCAUGGGCGACGUUAAUAUGCUAUUUAAAGAUGCUGGGGUUAGGUGAAGCAGCAUAUCUGAAAGCAGUGGUGAUACUAGUAUGCCAGCUUAACUCACCUGGACACUGGCACCUUACUGCUUAAUUCUGACCACCAUUGCUUUAACGUGAUGUGACCAAAGGUUACAUUAAUCCAGUAUAUGCAAACAAGGCCCAAUGUGUUAACUUUUGGGUGGGAGUUGAUGCCACUUUUUCCCCUCUAAGUCAUGGAGAUUCACAUGAGGUGAUUGUGUUUGUGAAGUAGCUGCUUGUACAAUCUUGCACGUGCAAUGGAUGUCAUCCAAAUCAGUUUCCUCAGGCUUUGACCAUCUUACAUGCAGGUUAUGCCAAAACUGAAAAUAUUUUUUUGUGUUGAUUAUUGGAUGUUGCAGUCAGAAAGUUGUCAUUUUUUUCUGGUGAAUGUAUAAAAGUGGUAGUAUCAUAUUGGUUUUUUUUUUUAAAUAGCACAGUUUAAAUGUGCUAGAAUGCAGGUAAACUAGGUGUGUCAUUUUGAAGGUAACCCUAACCAUUACAGCAAACAGUUGGAAAAGAACUACUGCUAAGGGUUUUCAUAUUAACAGCACUUGCUUGUAAAGUGUGCUCCUUUGAGGGCUGUAGUAAACUUUUCUUUUACUGUAGCAACAAUCAGUAGGAUUAAUGUAUUGCAAUAACCCAAGUCGACAGUCUACAGAACUACCAGAAUACUCAAGAAAGAAAACAAGAUAGUAGUAACAUUUCAAACCUUUCACCAGUGAUAAUGCAGGUGACAUUUUUGAGAGAAAAACUGCUGUAGUUGUAUUUGACCCAGUUUUUGUGUUGGGAACUCAGGUUGAAUGGACUUGAAGAUUUGUAGAAAAUUAGUUGUCUGCUGUGAUCUCGGCUAUCACUGCCACCCAUAUUUUAAAAGUGUGUGUCUAUGCUUGUUUUUCUCUCCACGUUUUAAAAGUGUUUGUUUUUAUCUCCAUUUUGGCAUGGUAAUCUCAGUGAAGCAUCCGUUUUCUGUUCUCAAUGGUGAUAGUAGCUUUUUUUAAGUUUGGUUUUAAACAUUCCAAGAAAAUUGCAGUGAUUCUGUUAUAUAAAUAUCUACAGAUAUAACCAUGCAUCACAGUAUUCCUUGAUAUCAUUCCACAUAUUUCAUGGAUAGAUUUGUGACCUUUUAGACCUGCCAUAUUCUUUUUUAAAAGUAAAAUUUCCAAAAUAUUACACAUGGAAAGCAAAUUAACAUGUGUAUAUGCAGGUAUGAAAGAGAGAACAACCAUGUGCAGCAUUUCAUUCGAUGCCGAAACCUGUGUUUACCUCGUCAGUUUUGUAACACAGUAAUGUUUUCAAUGCAACACAUCCAUUUCAAGAAUUCAUACUUGAAGGAUGGUGUGGAAGUCUGGAGCACCAUUGUUUCAAUAAAAUUCAUACAUUUCACGUUACUGCUUAUUUUAUCAGUCAUGUGUCGUACAUAUCAUCACGACUAUUCAGUAAGGCUUUGCAAACAUCACUUCUAGUCGUCAUCUGAAACAAAAGUAACAGAGUGAAGAUAUGAUUGAUAAUGAGACUAAAAAAGUAUUGUAAAAUCAGUAUUUACUGCAUGUAAGCCUGAAUAUUAACACUGUUUAAUGCGCAUGCAAAAAUGUGUUCUCACGAUGUAGAUGCCUUUAAGUUUUUUUUCUUUUCUUAGUGGUGCAGAAAGUUUUUGACUAGUGUGACACAAACCAGAGUAACACCCUUACGGUGGCAUAGGUUUGACUGUCAAAUGAAAAGUGUGUUUAAGAACUAGUCUCUGUUCACAUGGUGACAUCCAGUUUUCAUUGCGAUUUUUUUUUUCUCAUUCAAAGCAGCCUAGGAAGUGUGGCAUAUGUGUAAACUGCUAUUUAUUUAAAGGUUUUGACUGCAAUAAGGAUGUUGGUCAUCCUCAAAACUGGAUUUUUGUUAUAUACCUUUGUGUCACACCAUUUUUCAAGAUGUGCUAGGACACUUGGGAACAUGAUUUUUAAGAUUUGGGGAUAGGUUUUCACCAGUUGAUUAUGGGAUAUUACAGGCUUCCAGUGCAACCCUACAAUAAAAAUAAAUGUGAUCGUUUGUUAAUGCUGGCUGGUUAAAAUAAUGGUCUUUUUGUCUUUUAUGUGAAUUAACUACAGUUUAACUAAUGUUCUUGCCUCUAUAUGUGGUCUUGUCAUGGAGGAUUGGUUUUUGUGUUUUGCUUGGAAACACCUUCGAUUAUUGAUAUUCAUGUGUCCAAACUUUGGAGCCCCUUUGUUGGCUAAUAUGCUUACAAAUAAAAAUUAAUUUACAAACAC